Molecule: messenger RNA, 8964 nt
Organism: Sus scrofa (pig)
Lineage: Eukaryota; Metazoa; Chordata; Mammalia; Artiodactyla; Suidae
Gene: UBAP2
Product: ubiquitin associated protein 2
Cellular component (GO): cytoplasm; nucleus
Molecular function (GO): protein binding
Source: RefSeq, a predicted model, not a curated record
CGACAACGAGCUGCACUUGUGGGCUUCCUGGAGGCGGGAGCUAGCACGUCCCUAACAACUCCGAGUACGAGAAACUGCGUAAACUCGCCCUUGUUGGCUCCAUCUGCGUGCCUCCCCCUGCCUCAACCAUGCUGGCCCAGUCUGGAGGGCAUGACGGGGGGUUGGUUAGUGAGAGCGACGCGCUCUGUGGGCGGGUUGAUGACGAGCCGCGGGCGAGCGACUUGUAGUGGCUCCUCCUUCGCCCAUGACGUAGAGGUCACGUGACGGGCCGAGCAGCCUCUGCCGCCGCCGCCGCUUUGUAAGAGGCACAUUGGCAGGUAACGAGCGGCGGCGGCGGCGGCGGCAGCGGCAGCGGCAAGCGGCAGCGGCAGCGGCAGCAGCAGCAGCGGGUCCCGAGUCCAGCGAGAGCAGCAGCGAUUUUCUAUUUUGUGCAUACAUUAUUUUGUAUAUACUGUAUAUGAUGACUUCAGUGAGCAAUGACCGGUCCAGAGGUGCUCGGGAAAAACCACAGAUUUCAGUGACACAGACAACACAGCUACAGAAACAAGUGGUACAGGCAACAGCUGAACAGAUGCGUCUCGCUCAAGUGAUCUUUGAUAAAAAUGACUCAGAGUUUGAAGCUAAAGUUAAACAGCUUAUGGAAGUGACAGGAAAAAAUCAGGAUGAAUGCAUAGUGGCCCUACAUGACUGUAAUGGAGAUGUCAAUAAAGCUAUCAAUAUAUUGCUGGAAGGGAAUUCAGACACAACUUCAUGGGAGACGGUAGGAGGGAAGAAGAAGAAUUUUGGAAAAGACAGUUCAGAAAACAAAGAGAAUAGAGAGAAGAGAAGUGAGAGAGAAGUGAGUCGUGGACGUGGAAACAACAACCGGAAAGGAAGAGGUGGCAAUCGUGGGAGAGAGUUUAGAGGUGAAGAGAAUGGAAUUGACUCCAAUCAAGGGGACAAGCCUUCGGAUCGUGGCAAGCGAGCUCGUGGAAGAGGAUUUGGACGUGGCAGAGGGAGAGGGGCAGGAAGAUUCUCAACCCAAGGCAUGGGGACGUUUAAUCCUGCGGACUAUUCAGAUUCUCCAUCUAUAGAUGGGUGUGGGACAAAACCUGUAGUUUGGGAAGCUGUUCAGAAUGGUGCAGAUGAGGGAACUGGAGCCUGGAAGAAUUCUGUGGAAGAGUGGACGACAGAAGACUGGACUGAAGAUCUAUCUGAAACAAAAGUCUUCACUUCCUCAUCUGUCCCUGCAGAGAAUCAUGUCACACCUGGGCAAAGCGUUGAUCUGGUAGCCUUGCUCCAGAAGCCUGUUCCUCAAGCCUCAGAAGUCAACUCCUUUGAAAGUUCCCAACAGCAGGGCUUUGGCCAAGCCCUUGUCUUCACAAAUUCUCAGCACAACAAUCAGAUUGCACCAGGAAAUGGCAGCUCCACAACCGUCAACUCCUAUUCUCCUCAGAGUCUGUCAUCCGUCCUUGGUUCAGGAUUUGGAGAGCUUGCACCUUCAAAAAUGGCAAACAUCACCAGCUCCCACAUUUUGGACCAGUUGAAAGCUCCGGGCUUGGGCCAGUUUACUACCACCCCAAGUUCACAGCAGAAUAGUACGAGCCCUCCCACAACCACUUCUUCUUGGGACCUCAAGCCCUCAGCAUCCCAGUCCUCAGUCCUUAGUCAUUUCGACUUCAAAUCUCAGCCUGAACCAUCCCCUGUUCUAAGCCAGCUGAGCCAGCGACAGCAACACCAGACUCAGGCAGUCUCUGUGCCUCCUCCUGGGUUGGAGCCCUUUCCUUCCCAGGUGAAACUCCGAGAGUCAGCACCCAGAGACAGCAGUGCCUCCACUGUGCACAAACUGUUGCAGCUUCCAAGUAUGACUGUGGAAAACAUGACCGUGUCUGCUCACCCACCGCAGCCAAAACAUGUCAAACUCCCUAAGCGGCGGAUGCCUCCAGCUUCUAAGAUCCCAGCUUCUGCGGUAGAAAUGCCAGGUUCAGCAGAUGUCACAGGAUUAAAUGUCCAGUUUGGAGCCUUGGAAUUUGGAUCAGAACCUUCUCUCUCUGAAUUCGGAUCAGUUGCAAGCAGUGAAACUAGUAGUCAGAUUCCCAUUAGCUUGUAUUCGAAAUCUUUAAGUGAUUCUUUGAAUACCUCUCUGCCCAUGACCAGUGCAGUACAGAACUCCACCUAUACAACUUCAGUCAUUACCUCCUCCAGUCUGACCAGCUCAUCGCUGAGCUCCACUAGUCCAGUGACAACGUCUUCCUCCUACGACCAGAGUUCUGUGCAUAACAGGAUUGCAUACCAAAGCUCUGUGAGUCCAUCGGAGUCAGCUCCAGGAACCAUCGCGAAUGGACAUGGUGGUAGUCGAAGUCAGCAGACAAUAGACACUACUUCAUCCGUUCCAGCUCCAAAGACAACCGACCCUCCCUCCGCCCUCCCAUCCGCGGGCUCCCUGCCCAGCACCACCUCGUGCGCUCCGCUUCUGUCCUCUGCAUCCCAGCACACUGCCACUUUGCCCUCCUUGUCCCAGCCUGGUGACCUGUCCAGCAGCCCCCUCUCUCAGCUUAGCAGCUCCCUCUCUGGCCAUCAGAGCAGCCUCUCCUCCAGCACAUCACACACACAUGCCAGCGUGGAGAGCGCCCCUCCCCUCCAGCCCUCAGCCACCUUCUCCACGGCAGCCACCUCUGCCUCGAGUGCCACGUCCUCAGGGCUCAGCCUGCCAAGCAGCAUGAACACAGUGAGCAGCCUCUGCCUGGGCGCCACCGCCGCCAGUGCCCCCAGCAGCAGUACCAGGGCCACGCCCUUGGUGACCUCAGGCAAAGCACCCCCCAACUUGCCCCAGGGGGUGCCUCCCCUGCUGCACAACCAGUACCUCGUGGGCCCUGGAGGACUGCUUCCUGCCUACCCGAUUUACGGCUAUGACGAGCUCCAGAUGCUGCAGUCCCGGCUGCCAAUGGAUUACUAUGGGAUUCCUUUUGCCACACCGCCAGCCCUGGCCAGUCGAGAUGGGAGCCUCACUAAUAACCCAUAUUCAGGUGAUGUCACAAAGUUUGGCCGAGGUGACUCUGCAUCCCCUGCACCUGCCACCACGCUGGCUCAGCCUCAGCAGAGCCAGUCCCAGGCCCACCACACAGCCCAGCAGCCCUUUCUGAAUCCUGCGCUGCCCCCUGGCUACAGCUACACCGGCCUCCCCUACUACGCGGGAGUGCCCAGUGCCUUCCAGUAUGGGCCCACCAUGUUUGUCCCUCCGGCCUCAGCCAAGCAGCCUGGUGUGAGCCUCAGCACCCCCACGCCCCCUUUCCAACAGGCCGGUGGUUAUGGCCAGCACAGCUACAGCACAGGUUAUGACGACCUGACCCAGGGGACAGCAGCUGGGGACUACACCAAGGGUGGCUAUGGUGGAUCAUCGCAGGCACAAAACAAAUCUGCAGGCUCUGGGCCCGGCAAAGGAGUGUCGGCGUCUUCAAGCACCACUGGCCUCCCUGAUAUGACAGGUUCUGUCUACAACAAGACUCAGACUUUUGACAAGCAGGGAUUUCAUGCUGGGACCCCGCCCCCGCCGUUCAGCCUGCCCUCGGCCUUGGGCUCCACUGGGCCCCUGGCCCCUGGAGCUGCCCCCGGUUACGUGCCCCCGCCUUUCUUGCACAUCCUGCCUGCCCACCAGCAGCCUCCCUCACAGCUGUUACACCACCACCUCCUGCAGGAUGCUCAGAGUGGCUCCGGCCAGCGCAGCCAGCCCAGCUCCCUGCAGCCCAAGUCGCAAGCCUCCAAACCUGCUUACGGCAACUCUCCGUACUGGACAAACUGAACCCUGAAGAGUGGGGUGGGCUGGGUGGGUCUUACCCUGGGCAGGAGAGAUCACACGGAGCCGGAGCCCCUUCCCAGAGCUCCUGAGACGUGUAACUGUGUCGGCCGAGCCUCUGUGGGGAGCCUGCCCCCAGACUCGCUCUUGUAUGUAAUGUAUUUAUGUAUGUAUUUGUAAAUGUGAGAAACGUCUUGGGGGAUUGUGGGGUGCAGCUGCUCCUCGCGGCCGGACUGCUUCCCUCACUCAAGCCCCUUCUUGCUGUAGCAGAAUCACCCCCUCCCCACCUUCUGCCUUCAGGGCUUUCACACAGCCCCCUGGUGGGCAGUGUCUGGUUUGAGGCGGGUUGGGAGUUGGGGUCAGGUACCAAUGAAGAAUCACAACUUAUCUCCCUCCCCUGUAAACCAUUAUUUGCGUUUUCUUCCUUGUGUAAUUACUUUAUCCAUCUCUUUUUGAGAACCUGGACCUUUUGUCAUUUGUCAUGUCCCCCUUCCACCAAAUCUUGAUCUGGGAAUAGCAGAGAUACAUCCCCCAGCCCAGGAAGUGGCACCUGUUUGUCUUCAUAUAGAACAGGAACUUUUGCUUCUGGUCUGGUCUUAUCCCCAGAGACUUGCCUUCGUCUGGCUGACCGUUUUAAAAAUAAUCUGAAUUUGCGCUCAGAGGUAUUCAGCCAUUCAGCUCCCCUUCUAAAAAAUCAAAGAUUUGCUUUCAUCUCAGUGAGGGCCCGUCUCCUCGAUUCUGGUCGUCCUGAACAAGGCGGACGACUGUUUGAGAGGUUUUCUCUUUUGCCCAAACUCCACCUAAUAAAGUUCUGAGAGCAUGCUUGGUCUCUGCGUGGUGUGACUAAGGGAGAGUGCAGGGCGGAGGCCACCUUUACGACAGAGCCAGGGAAGCUGGACCUCCCAGUGGUCAGUUUUCUGGGAACAGGUUUAUGGGGCUUCAGCUGGCUUUCCUUGCUUUGCUGGGCCCUCCUCCGGCCUUGCCUCCAGUCACCAUCCAGGGAGAAGGUAGAGGAUACAUCUGACGAGACAGCCCUCUAGACGGGCACAGGCAGUGCUUAUUGCAGUUCCCUUUGUUUUUCUUGUGACUUUCUAACAGACUUAGGGGACAAGGGGGUCUCUUACAGGGUAUGUCCUGGCAACCGGAAUAUUAGGGCAGGGUGAUUUUUUUCCAAAGGAACAAAGAAUUGAGAACAUACUUCUAGGCCUGUGAGAGAAUAAGUUUGAACAGCUAAUCCUCUCCUCUGAUCUUCAUCAUCCAAAUGCGAUCUUGUUUGACAGGGGCUGUGGUGAAACGAUGAUGGUCAGGGUGAUACCAAGUAGGUAAAUGGGUCCUGAGCUAAAUAUCUGGUCCAGCAGUCCCAAGGCACCAUUCACCUGGCCAGGAUUCUGACUUCCCCUAAGCUAGUCCAGCAUGAUUUCAGGCCACCAGUUCCGAGGGAACCAGGGCUACCAACAAUCAGGGUGUCUGUCAAACAAGAGCGCUGGGACGUAUGGUCAGGUGAGGUGACUUACCCAAGGUCCCCCACCCAGGUCCCUGACCCUCAACCCAGCAGGCGUUCCAACCUGGCAGCUAGUUCAGGGCCUUGAGGUGUUAGGCAUUACAACUUCUUGUUUCAAGUCUAGAAUCAGCCCAGGGCCACAGUCUUAUCUGGUUUUUUUUUUUUUUUUUUUUGGUCUUUCUAGGGCCACACUCGUGUCAUAUGAAAGUUCCCAGGCUAGGAGUUGAAUCAGAGCUGUAGUCUCUGGCCCUACAUCACAGCAACACCGGAUCUGAGCUGAGUCUGCUAUCUACACCACAGCUCAUGACAACAUUGGAUCCUUAACCCACAGAGUGAGGCCAGGGAUCAAAGCCGAGUCCUCAUGGACACUAGUUUGGGUUUGUUACUGCUGAGGCACAAUGGGAACGCCAGUCUUGUCCUGCUUUUGACCUCCAAAAUCAAUGGUCAUUCAUCAGGUAGGUCAAGGGCUGUCUUCCCAAUAGCUUGGGAGGCUGGCUUUAAGAAAGUGUCUACAACUGAAACAGAAUUACUAAAUUUUGUGAUCCCUGCUUUUAGGAGCAGGAAGUUAGAUGACAAGUGAUGGUGAAGACAAAUCCUGCCUAAGGAGGGCAGUGGAGCACUCCUCCCUCACUACAAUGACCUAUUUCAGAAUUAAGGUUAACAAGUGGCUGUAUCUUUAAUAACCUUUUUUAAAAGCUAGUAACGACUUGGGGAUGUUUAUUCUGAGCAGAGUAUCAAAAAAGUCAGGUGAGCAAGAUUUGGUUUUUAUUUGUUUUAAUUUUUCAGCUGAGCCCUGGGCAUAAUCUGUAAGGAAAACAGAAGAAAUACUAAAACCACCUUUAAAUUUUAACACACACAAAAGAAGAGGGUCAUCCUGGGGGAAGUAGCAAUACAGGUAUAUUUUAUUUCACAUUUUAUUAGUAGACAGAUGGCAGAAAAAGACAAAAUAAACCACUAAAGGGGAAGGUGAACACAAAAUGCAUCAGGUAAUCUUUUCUCAUAAGUUAAACUGAAGAAAAACAUCUACAAUUUCAGCUAAGAAAACUAUUAAAGUCAGGUGUGUCCUGCUGGUUUCAGAAUAGUUGAAAAUUGCAUCUGAAUCUUUGUAAAUGUAAACCUUUUUAAAAAUCAGGAAGGGUGGAGAGUUAAUUUUCAGUGGAGAACUACACAUUUUCCCCUUCAAUCGCUUACUAGGUGUGUCCUAAACAAAAGGACAACAGCAAAUAAAGAAGCAAAUAAUUACCAGGGAGGAGGAACAAAAGGGUCUACAAAAAAGUUUGGCUAAUAGAAAAGAACUCUGGAAUGAUAUGAAAUGAAAGUGAGGAAGACUGUGAGAAGCAACAGCAGAAUCAUGAUGAUACACUUUGUCCACCAGCCUCAAAAUACACAGACCCAAAGAGCAUCCAGAGGCCUCAAAUCAGAAUCAAAAGGAACCUAAAAAUGCAGGAUUCUGAAUUCAUGUUACAGUAAAUAAUCACAACUGUACUCACAGGACUGUAGCCUGAGCCUGAGCUCUCCACUCCCAAGACUAGAAUUGACAUGCUCAAGUCUUCUGCCACAGGCUGUGUUCUCAGGACAGAGCUCUGGAACCAGCAUCUGGGUUUUACAAGUCAGUCUGAGCUAUUAGGAUGUCUACCUCUUAGCACAUCAACACAUCUCAGUCUUUUUGGGGACUGAUUGUGCACCCCAAAGGGCUGAGAGGUAUGACCUCCACCUGGCUCUCUGGCUCCCUGAGUCAAUGUGCAACAGAGGCCAACAGGGCCUACUGGGACAGGGCUGAGCAGCAUAGCACCUCCCACAAUGCCAAGUUGUCUGGCCUGCCCUGGGAGAGAAAUGCUUGUGCAGGAAGGGGAAAGAAAGGCUUUAGUUUUAGAGCUCUAAUAGAGUGAGACCUAGCUACUGGCUGUAAACUUGAGUGUGUGUGUUGGGAGGGUAGGGGUGGUGGGGGCGAUCAGAACAUUAGGAGACUUUGGGCUCCAGAAGAUUUGCAGGUAUCUCUAAGUGUUACUUAAGUGUGUUUGCACUCAGUGUUCUGUCACAGGACAGCUAGCUACUCUGUUCUCUGAAUCUGACUGGAGUCACUAGAUUCAGGGGUGCAGGUAGCCUGUGGAGUUUAGACAGAUUCUGGGACUGGCUCAACACUGUCCCAUGUGAACCUUAGCACGUUAAACAUUCCCACUUAAUACCAGACCAAAACUAUGAGUCCAGACAGGGCUGCUGGGAAUUAGUAAAUGUUUGGAGAGUUUGAAGAGCGAAUGAAACCCCUGAGAUCAGAAAGGAAGGAGGAACUAAGGACAUAAGCAUCACCUACUCUGUCCCAGGCUCCACCCUGCCCCUGUCCCUCAUCAACUCUUACGUCGUUCUGAACUGUACCAUCUGAAGAAAAGGAGUUGAUGCUAACGCACAGGGAUAUGAACUACGCUGUAUUUUCCCUCCAAAAUUUUCCCCACUGAAAGAACACUGCCCUCCUUGAACUAGCCCGCUCCCACAAGAAAUCACCACCAAGUUCUGAAAUUCCUGGUUGGUGAAGGCUGACAGGACUCGGUAUUGUUCGGAGUGACAUACGAUUGAGGGGAAUCACGGCGGCAGCAAUCACAUGGCAGGAAGAUCUAUCGUUGUCCAGACACUGCCUGCAGUCAGCUCCCUCGGCUCUGCCAGAAGAGUCAGAGAGUCUCUGGGGAAAGCUCCAUGCACAGCUUCUGCUUGUGAUCCACAGCCCAGGAACAGUGAAAAGGAAACUCCAGGUCACAGCCAAUGAGGAAAGCGGGAGCCAGUCACUCAUGUCUCACAUAUAUCCACAGUUACUAUCAGUAUAAGCAGCUCAAUGAAAACCAAAAUCUUAACACAUGCACCUAGUAGUAAUACUGAGUAAUUCAAACUGACUACUUAAAAAAAAAAAAAAAAUCCUCAUGGUGAGAGUGUAUCUUUCAGGGAAAGGUUAUGUUAAAUACAGAUGUUUUCUCUCCCAACAGUGGUCACCAGUAGUUUGAUUUUCACCCCCAGCAGCAUCAACCAAAAUUGGCAUAGUGAUUUAACUUUCCAUCACUAAGACUCCACACACAUACUAAUCCCACUCUCUCCCCAUUCCCUGGGGGGAAAAUAACUGCCUUCAAAAUAAAUAGCAAUCAAGUGCUCAGUUCUAUGUAAAGUAUGAAUAUUUAUUUCAGGCUUUAGAUCCCAAUCAAUUUCAAAAAACAAAAUCUGAUUUCUCUCCUAAAGUAGCUGAGGCCUCUGUGUCAGGAUGGUUUUCUUGGAGGCUGAAGGGGCUAUGCCCUUAGGAACACACUUUAUCAGGUUCAGCACAAAGUCCCUGAUGCCCACUGUGCCCCAGCCUUAAGAAGGGAAAGAAACAAAAUUCACCACCAUGGGGCUGAACAAAUGCACACACACUAAGGUAAAUGAGCAGCUAAACCUUGGCAAAUUUUGCUUUAAAAAAAAAAAGUAAGUUUGUUUUGGGGGGGUAUUAUGCUUCUUAUGCUUUUUUUUUUUCCUUUUUGCUACCCAGCAUAUGCAGCACUUGUGAACGCCCAAUGGGUUCCCAGCAUUAAACACUUAAAUGUCUUUAUGAAACAUCUUGACUAUUUAAUUCUUCAAGAAUCUAAAAACAGACCAAACGUGUUUUGCUGUGAACGCUUUGUAGAGACGAAGUGAGGCAGGAGUUUGGGAUCAAAGAAAAAGAAAAAAAAAAAAA